Molecule: messenger RNA, 749 nt
Organism: Hydra vulgaris (swiftwater hydra)
Lineage: Eukaryota; Metazoa; Cnidaria; Hydrozoa; Anthoathecata; Hydridae
Source: RefSeq, a predicted model, not a curated record
UUUAAUCAAAUUCGGUUGUAUUAACGAAAAAAUCAAUUUUGAGUCAAAAUCAGAAUAAAUGACAAAGAUUACUUAUAAAGCUUUUCGGCAGCAAAAUUUGCAUCGAUUUCUUGUUAAGUAUCCAUUUCUCAAUAAAAGUCAAAUAAAUUUAAAAGUUAGACAAGUAUGGGUGAAUGUAGUUAAAAAUUACGCGGAAGAACAAAAAGGAUAUGACUUCAUUGGAAAUAAUCUUCACUUUCAUCAUAAAGAAAUCUACUACAAAUCAAACAGGUUAAUAAAAUCUAUAUCUAUCUUGGACCACGAAAACAUAUUGCUAAAUAGUUUUUUGCAAGAAAAAAAGAUAUUCAACAACACCCAUAAGCUAACUUGUACUAAAGUAUUGACAAAAGUAUCAACAAAAACUUGUAGUGAUUUUAAAAAAAUAACGGACAAACAAGUUAUUGACUCAAAAAAGGUAUUAAAUGAAGAAGUUAUUGACUCAAAAAAGGUAUUAAAUGAAGAAGAUAUUGACUUAAAAGAGAAAAACAAAUUUUCUAUUGAUACAGGGUUUUUAACUGGAAUGUUUAGCUCAAAAACAACACUGCAGCAAAAUGGUUUUUCAAACGGGCGCAGUCUUGUAUGCCAUGGAGGAAAAGGUUUAUCGUUUUGCUCGUUGUUUGAUGAGAACGAUGAUAUAUUUUCUUAAAACUUUAUUUUCAUCAACAUUUGUAAACAUUAAAGUUUUAUUCAAAAUAAAUGGUAUAUAAAUA